This is a messenger RNA of Coregonus sp. 'balchen', 10951 nucleotides long. The record is from the annotation of a GenBank genome assembly. Lineage: Eukaryota; Metazoa; Chordata; Actinopteri; Salmoniformes; Salmonidae.
GGAGGGAAAACAUGCACUUAGACACGUAGACCAAUAGCUCUGGACAUAGUUUCAGGCGACAUUCAAAGAUGCAAAAGAUGCAGAAGAUGCUUCUCGUAGUGUGCGCGCUGUCGCUACUACCGCUGCCACUGGUGGUCGUGGCAGAGGAGACGCACUGUGGUGGCACGCCCGACCGAUUGUGUGAUGUGAAACCUGGGGCAUUCUACUACGAGGAGCCACCGACCACAGGUAGGCUAUUUCUUGACUUGUGACAGUACGCUGCCCCGGUAUUCCAACUAGUACUGUGCGCAUUGUCUAUUUUAAAAUAUGCCAUGCACAUUUCUAGCCAGGGUAUCUGGGACACUAUAUCGAGACCAAUAUGCCUACAAUUCACUAAAUUGAUGAAAUUGAAAAGUGUGCUAAGUUGUAGAAAAGUCUGUUUGUAUGAGUUCCAAAGAAUCAGUAACUUGUGUAAUGGAGGUCAAUGACUGCUCAGUCAUUUUUGACAAAGUGAAGGCCUUCAGUAGAGUGAUGUGAACUCAAGAUUUCACCACUGCCUAAAUAUUAUUUUAUUUUUGGCACAAUUUCGCAUGUACACUAUAUACUGUAUACAAAAGUAUGACACCCCUUCAAAUUAGUGGAUUUGGCUAUUUCAGGCCACACCCGUUGCUGACAGGUGUAUAAAAUCUAGCACACAGCCAUGCAAUCUCCAUAAACAAACAUUGGCAGUAGAAUGGCCUUACUGAAGACCUCAGUGACUUUCAACGUGGCACCGUUAUAGGAUGCCACCUUUCCAACAAGUUAGUUAGUCAAAUUUCUGCCUUGCUAGAGCUGCCCCGGUCAACUGUAAGUGCUGUUAUUGUGAAGUGGAAACGUCUAGGAGCAAUAACGGCUCAGCCACCACACAAGCUCACAGAACGGGACCACCGAGUGUUGAAGCGCAAAGCGUAAAAAUUGUCUGUCCUCGGUUGCUACACUAACUACUGAGUUCCGAACUGCCUCUGCAAGCAACAUCAGCACAAUAACUGUUCGUCGGGAGUUUCAUGAAAUGGGUUUCCAUGGCCGAGCAGCCGCACACAAGCCUAAAAUCACCAUGCGCAAUGCCAAGCGUCGGCUGGAGUGUUGUAAAGCUCGCCACCAUUGGACUCUGGAGCAGUGGAAACGCGUUCUCUGGAGUGAUGAAUCACGCUUUACCAUCUCGCAGUCCGACUGACAAAUCUGGGUUUGGUGGAUGCCAGGAGAACGCUACCUGCCCCAAUGCAUAGUGCCAGUUGUACAGUUUGGUGGAGGAGGAAUAUGGUCUGGGGCUGUUUUUCAUGGUUCGGGCUAGGCCCCUUAGUUCCAGUGAAGGGAAAUCUUAACGCUAUAGCAUACAAUGACAUUCUAGAUGAUUCUGUGUUUCCAACUUUGUGGCAACAGUUUGGGAAGGCCCUUUCCGGUUUCAGUAGGACAAUGCCCCAGUGCAAAAGGUUAUACAGCUGCACCAUCGAGAGCAUCCUGACUGGUUGCAUCACCACCUGGUAUGGCAACUGCUCGGCCUCCGACCGCAAGGCACUACAGAGGGUAGUGCGUAUGGCCCAGUACAUCACUGGGGCCAAGCUUCCUGCCAUCCAGGACCUCUAUACCAGGCAGUGUCAGAGGAAGGCCCUAAAAAUUGUCAGACUCCAGCCACCCUAGUCAUAGACUGUUCUCUCUGCUAACGCAUGGCAAGCGGUACUGGAGCGCCAAGUCUAGGUCCAAAAGGCUUCUUAACAGCUUCUCCCUCCAAGCCAUAAGACUCCUGAACAGCUAAUCAUGGCUACCCGGACUAUUUGCAUUGCCCCCUCACCCCACCCCCCCUCUUUUACGCUGUUGCUACUCUGUUUAUUAUUUAUGCAUAGUCACUUUAACUCUACCCACAUGUACAUAUUACCUCGACUAACCGGUACCCCCUGUAUAUAGCCUCCCUACUGUUAUUUUAUUUUACUGCUAUUUUUAAUGUUUUACUUAUCUAUUUUCUCUACUUAACACUCUUUUUUAUUUUCUUAAAAAACUGCAUUGUUGGUUAAGGGCUUGUAAGUAAGCAUUUCACUGUACCUGUUGUAUUUGGCGCAUGUGGCAAAUACAAUUUGAUUUGAUUUGCACAAAGCGAGGUCCAUAAAGAAAUGGUUUGUUGAGAUCGUUGUGGAAUAACUUGGCUGGCCUGCACAGAGCCCUGACCUCAGCCCAAUUGAACAACUUUGGGAUUAAUUGGAACGCCGACUGCGAGCCAGGCCUAAUCACCCAACAUCAGUGCCCGACCUCACUAAUGCUCUUGUGGCUGAAUGGAAGCAAGUCCCCGCAGCAAUGUUCCAACAUCUAGUGGAAAGCCUUCCCAGAAGAGUUGGAGGUUGUUAUAGCAGCAAAGGGGGGACCAACUCCAUAUUAAUGCCUAUGAUUUUGGAAUGAGAUGUUCGACGAGCAGGUGUCCACAUACACACACUAUCCCUUUUGUUAGUUGAUAUGGUUGAUAUAUGUACUGUCUGUCUUUUAUGUCAGUCAGUAGCUAUGUUUCCAUUAACUUGUCCAUAGAUUUUUUGUGUGUUUAUUUAAGUUUUUUUAUUUAGAAGCAUAGAAAAUGGAUACAAUUGCCUGCUAUCGUGCGUUUCCCUUUAACUAUUUUGCGUCUAUUAAAAACAGCUGGACGUAAUGACGUCACAUAAAAAAUUAAACAAUACAGUGUAUAAUAGAAAUUAAGUAGUUGAAGGGUUUCCAUUACCCAUUUAGGCAAAUUGCGCAUCAAUACAUUUGGUGACAGCCUGAAUGCUCUCAAACCUCUGUUUCAUGUCUCAGGUAGCCCGUGAAAGCCAACAUGGAUAGAAUGCAAUAAUUGACUAAUAUUUGACAUACUAAUAAUUCUCAUGUGCCAACGUAUCACACCGAUGAUUAACAAAUCGCAAUUGUGAAACUUGCAGUCCUGUAAAUCUGAAAUAAUUGGAUGGUGAAACUUGCAUCCAGCCAACCAGAAAAGCAUGGUGAUGCAAUUCUGGCAUUUUUGAAAGUCAGGAUAAUCCAUGUCCUGCAAAUAAACAUUAUUUUUAGAGUUGAAAAAAUAUAUUUUGUAAGCAGUAGGCAUUUAGAAUUAAAUGUGGAGUGGAGCGUCAAAAUCAAGUGCCACACAACUUAAAAAUUAUUCGGAAAUCAUUUAUUCGAAAAUUCACUGUUUCUAUCAUGAUUUGUCGCAAAAAAAGUUUGACAAAUGAAAAAUCCACCCUUAUUGAACGGAUAAAAAUAUUGUUGAUCUUUGGAAAAUGUCUCGAAUAUCUGCCGUUUCCAUUACACAUGUUAUGCAUUAUAUAUUUUUUUGCGACACUACUUUUGUCAAAUAAACCUGGGUCAAUGGAAACCUGUCUACUGACAGUCACUCAAUUAUCCAUGUCAGCUAACAAUUUUUAGAUUGUUAGUCUAGCCAUCUAUCUAAACUUGUAGUAAUCAUGGCAAAAUACUGACCGGGCGUGCAGGGCAGUUGAGAUUUAUUUUAUAGAAAUAGAUCAUGCCUCUCCAUAAACAAGAGGUUGUACAGGCAACAUUCCUGCCAGCUUUUGACUAUGCUGACACCAGCCUCUACUCUAAAACCAUUGGAUGCUGUGUACCAUAGCGCGCAUCGCUUUAUCACGGGUGACAGGUUUAAUACUCAUCACUACAUCCGUUGUCAGAAGGUCGUCUGGACUUCUCUAAAUUCCCGUAGAUCACUUAAAUUCUCCCAUUUUGUUUACAAAGCUAAGCUGCACAAGCUUCCAACAUAUCUCACUUCUCUGUUAAAGUAUAAAAAUAUAAGAGCACCAAACCCGCUCACAGGGUUGGUUAAAUCUUGAGGUCCCGUGUCUCUGCCCACCUAGGUAAAUCAUCCUUUAGUUUUAACGCCCCCCAUGUUUGGAAUAAUUUACAAACCUCAUUACAUCUUGAAUCUCUGGUGCCAAUAGGGCAGUUUAGAACACUGAUGAGGAAUGAAUUCACCGACGUUUGCGAGUGGUUGAUUGUAAUAAUGUAUUUGUGUUGUUGAAAUGUGUAUCUGUAACUGCUGUAUCUUGUAGGUUCUGUUUUAUUGAAAUAUCAUGUUGAUUUAUGAAUUGUUUGUUCUCAGGGCACUAUUGAGAAUGAGACCAGGGUCUCAAUUGGGCUCCGACGGAAUGAAUGAAUGAAUAAAUAGAAGUUAAAUAAAAAAGUUAAACAAUCUACUUCCUCAGAUGAACUUGUGGAUACCAUUUUUAUGUCUCUUUGUGCAGUUUGAAGAAAGAUGCUAACUAGCACUCGCGCAAUUGCUAACUAGCGCUACCACAAUGACUGGAAGUUAUUUUUUUUGUUGGGGGGGUGGUUACAGGUACAUUAUCCAUUUCAAAUGAUACAUUUAUGAAACAUGUACCCUUAGGCUGCCACUAAAAAUAAGAAAAACAGUAAGUAAUGCAUACAGAAGGAAAAUAAAAGUAUGUUACAUUUACAUUUUAGUCAUUUAGCAGACGCUCUUAUCCAGAGCGACUUACAGUUAGUGAGUGCAUACAUUAUUUUAAAAAUGUUCAUACUGGCCCCCCGUGGGAAAUGGGUCCCAAAGAGUCCAGUAGCUUGUGUAAUGGAGGUCAAUGACUGCUCGGUUCUCUCUGUCUCUCUGUGUGUGUGUGUGUGUGUGUGUGUGUGUGUGUGUGUACAAAUACACCCCCUUAGCCAGGACACAUGGGUCUCUACUUAUGACUCCCUCUGAUAAAGUAAUGGGUGGACAGGCUAGGCUAAGUUCAGGACUGUUUCUACCGCUACGGUACAUCAGUCAGGGUGUAGGAAUGAGGAGAUGGAGCAGAAAUCCAAAUGCUGGGGUUUUAUUGCAGACACAGGAUUACAUGGGGAAAGCUUGCAGGAUAAUGUUGUUUUUUUCUAGGGAAAUACAAGAGUGAGAUGUUAACAUACAAGCAUGACUGACAAUUGCAAAAGGGAUAAAUAACUGAAAUGCAUCAAACAACUGAGAAUAUAUCUUACAUGCUGGACUGACAGGAAAUUGUACUACGGAACAUGGCAGCAGCAUAUAAACUUGAACAAACUAAAAGGAUCUUACAUAUUCUUCAAUAAUGAAAGUUACUCACUUUGUCAGAGUCGUCACUAGCUAACACAGCCACAUAAACCCAUCUUAUUUCUACAAUUUCUCUUAAAAUCUGAUUUUAAACCUAACUUUAACCACAAUGCUAACCUUACGCCUAACCAUAAAUUAAAACCAAAAAGCACAUUUUUGUUUUCAUGAAUUUUUAGGAUAGAGCCAUUUUUGACUUUGUGGCUGUGUUAUCUAGUGGAAACCCCUUGUCAGUCACGCACAACAUGGAAAGGAAAACAAUUGAUGACUGCCCCAUGCGCACAACAUGGAAAGGAAAACAAUUGAUGACUGCCCCAUGCGCACAACAUGGAAAGGAAAACAAUUGAUGACUGCCCCAUGCAUUCACCAACAGGAAAAAGGAAAACUGGAGGGGAAAAACGGCUGCUUGAAUAGUCAAGAGGUGCUAAUGAGCAGUGUGGGAACAGGUGGGGUAAGUGGCAAGGGAGGGGCGUGGCCAGAGAUUAGGGGUGAUGACAUGAGCCUUCACAACAGUUUAUACAGUAUAUGGCUCUUGAUAUGGUUUAUACACUGAGUAUAUAAAACAUUAAGAACACCUGCUCUUUCCAUGACAGACUGACCAGGUGAAAGCUAUGAUUCCUUAUUGAUGUCACUAGUUAAAUCCACUUCAAUCAGUGUAGAUCAUGGUUUCCCAAACUUCGUCCAAGGGGGUGCACAUUUAGAUUUUUGCCCUAGCACUACACAGCUGAUUCAACUAAUCAAGCUUUGAUAAUUUGAAUUAGUUGUGUAGUGUUAGGGCAAAAACCAAAACGUGCACCCCUUGUAGUCCCAAGGACCGAGUUUGGGUGUUGUAGAUGAAGGGGAGGAGACAGGUUAAAAACCCCUAGAGUCGAUGUCCACGCCCCCACGGAAAUCUAAUUAGCAUAAUAAUAAAAAAAAACAUAAAUCUGUCAGUUUAAGCUAGAUAUAUCUGUUUAUUUGCAUUGGGUGUGUUUCAAUCCACUACAUUGAGACGCACCCCUGAUUAUAUAGCCUCAUUAUUGAUAUUUUAUUGUAACUUUUUAUUUUAGUAAAUAUUUUCUUAACUCUAUUUCUUGAACUGCAUUGUUAAGGGCUUGUAAGUAAGCAUUUCACGGUAAGGUUGUUUGGCGCAUACCUGUUGUAUUUGGCGCAUGUGACAAAUACAAUUUGAUUUAAUCCAACGAUGUCUCACUUCCGCAUCUGGGGUGAAAGGUGACAGAGCUAGAGUGGUGUUUGUCAGACCAUGAGACAUCCCGAAAAUCGGUCUUCUCACAAACUCGUCUGUAGCGUCCGAACGGUUUGGCCUACAAACUAUUAUGACCCAUCUAUGGAAAGAUGAGACUCUCACGAACACAAUGUUGUUCUCCGUCACGGGACUCGUCUGAAGUCAGUACAGCUGAUCUGCCAACUUCUGUCUGUAGCGUCCGGACAGUUUGGUCUACACACUAAUAUGAUAUACACGUUUUGCUCUAGGACACCCGCAGGCCUCACAAGACUCGUCUGAAAGUCCCCCGGUACCAGUUGAAAAAAUUUAUGGAAGUAUAUAUGGAGACUGUUUAGUGCCAGAGGUAAAGGGUUAAAUACAUCAAACAAACAAACAAUAAAUAUAUACACUGCUCAAAAAAAUUAAGGGAACACUAAAAUAACACAUCCUAGAUCUGAAUGAAUGAAAUAAUCUUAUUAAAUACUUUUUUCUUUACCUAGUUGAAUGUGCUGACAACAAAAUCACACAAAAAUUAUCAAUGGAAAUCAAAUUUAUCAACCCAUGGAGGUCUGGAUUUGGAGUCACCCUCAAAAUUAAAGUGGAAAACCACACUACGGGCUGAUCCAACUUUGAUGUAAUGUCCUUAAAACAAGUCAAAAUGAGGCUCAGUAGUGUGUGUGGCCUCCACGUGCCUGUAUGACCUCCCUACAACGCCUGGGCAUGCUCCUGAUGAGGUGGCGGAUGGUCUCCUGAGGGAUCUCCUCCCAGACCUGGACUAAAGCAUCCACCAACUCCUGGAUAGUCUGUGGUGCAACGUGGCGUUGGUGGAUGGAGCGAGACAUGAUGUCCCAGAUGUGCUCAAUUGGAUUCAGGUCUGGGGAACGGGCGGGCCAGUCCAUAGCAUCAAUGCCUUCCUCUUGCAGGAACUGCUGACACACUCCAGCCACAUGAGGUCUAGCAUUGUCUUGCAUUAGGAGGAACCCAGGGCCAACCGCACCAGCAUAUGGUCUCACAAGGGGUCUGAGGAUCUCAUCUCGGUACCUAAUGGCAGUCAGGCUACCUCUGGCGAGCACAUGGAGGGCUGUGCGGCCCCCCAAAGAAAUGCCACCCCACACCAUGACUGACCCACCGCCAAACCGGUCAUGCUGGAGGAUGUUGCAGGCAGCAGAACGUUCUCCACGGCGUCUCCAGACUCUGUCACGUCUGUCACAUGUGCUCAGUGUGAACCUGCUUUCAUCUGUGAAGAGCACAGGGCGCCAGUGGCGAAUUUGCCAAUCUUGGUGUUCUCUGGCAAAUGCCAAACGUCCUGCACGGUGUUGGGCUGUAAGCACAACCCCCACCUGUGGACGUCGGGCCCUCAUACCACCCUCAUGGAGUCUGUUUCUGACCGUUUGAGCAGACACAUGCACAUUUGUGGCCUGCUGGAGGUCAUUUUGCAGGGCUCUGGCAGUGCUCCCCCUGCUCCUCCUUGCACAAAGGCGGAGGUAGCAGUCCUGCUGCUGGGUUGUUGCCCUCCUACGGCCUCCUCCACGUCUCCUGAUGUACUGGUCUGUCUCCUGGUAGAGCCUCCAUGCUCUGGACACUACGCUGACAGACACAGCAAACCUUCUUGCCACAGCUCGCAUUGAUGUGCCAUCCUGGAUGAGCUGCACUACCUGAGCCACUUGUGUGGGUUGUAGACUCCAUCUCAUGCUACCACUAGAGUGAAAGCACUGCCAGCAUUCAAAAGUGACCAAAACAUCAGCCAGGAAGCAUAGGAACUGAGAAGUGGUCUGUGGUCACCACCUACAAAACCAGUCCUUUAUUGGGGGUGUCUUGCUAAUUGCCUAUAAUUUCCACCUGUUGUCUAUUCCAUUUGCACAACAGCAUGUUACAUUUAUUGUCAAUUAGUGUUGCUUCCUAAGUGGACAGUUUGAUUUCACAGAAGUGUGAUUGACUUGGAGUUACAUUGUGUUGUUUAAGUGUUCCCUUAAUUUUUUUGAGCAGUGUAUAUAUAUAUAUAUAUAUACAUACCUAAAUUCGGAAAGUAUUCAGACUUGACUUUUUCCACAUUUUGUUAUGUUACAGCCUUAUUCUAAAAUUGAUUAAAUAAUUUUUUUCUCAUCAAUCUACACACAAUACCCCAUAAUGACAAAGCAAAAACAGGUUUUUAGAAUUUUGUGCAAAUUUAUUAAAUAUAAAAAAACAACACUUUGCUAUUAGACUCAAAAUUGAACAUCCUGUUUCCAUUGAUCAUCCUUGAUGUUUCUACAACUUGACUGGAGUCCACCUGUGGUAAAUUAAAUUGAUUGGACAUUAUUUGGAAAGGCUCACACCUGUCUGUAUAAGGUCCCACAGUUGACAGUGCAUCUCAGAGCAAAAACCAAGCCAUGAGGUUGAAGGAAUUGUCCGUAGAGCUCCGAGACAGGAUUGUGUUGAGGCACAGAUCUGGGGAAGGGUACCAAAACAUUUCUGCAGCAUUGAAGGUUAAAUGGAAGAAGUUAAAUGGAAGAGCUGGCCACCAGGCCAAACUGAGCAAUCGGGGGAGAAGGGCCUUGGUCAGGGAGGUGACCAAGAACCCGAUGGUCACUCUGACAGAGCUCCAGAGUUCCUCUGUGGAGUUGGGGGAACCUUCCAGAAGGACAACCAUCUCUACAGCACUCCACCAUUCAGGCCUUUAUGGUAGAGUGGCCAGAUGGAAGCCACUCCUUAGUAAAAGGCACAUGACAGCCCGCUUGGAGUUUGCCAGAAGGCACCUAAAGACUCUCAGAACAUGAGAAACAACAUUCUCUGGUCUGAUGAAACCAAGAUUGAACUCUUUGGCCUGAAUGCCAAGCAUCGCGUCUGGAGGAAACAUGGCACCAUCCCUACAGUGAAGCAUGGUGGUGGCAGCAUCAUGCUGUGUGGAUGUUUUUCAGCGGCAGGGACUGGGAGACUAGUCAGGAUCGAGGGAAAGAUGAGCGAAGCGAAGUACAGAGAGAUCCUUGAUGAAAACCUGCUCCAGAGCGCUCAGGACCUCAGACUGGGGCGAAGGUUCACCUUCCAACAGGACAACGACCCUAAGCACACAGCCAAGACAAUGCAAGAGUGGCUUUGGGACAAGUCUCUCAAUGUCCUUGAGUGGCCCAGCCAGAGUCCGGACUUGAACCCGAUCUAACAUCUCUGGAGAGACCUGAAAGUAGCUGUGCAGCGAUGCUCCCCAUCCAACCUUAUGUAAAUGUAAUAUUUCAGUUUUUUUUGUUUUGUAAAUUAGCUAAAAUUUCUAAAAAACUGUUUUUGCUUUGUCAUCAUGGGGUAUUGUGUGUAGAUUGAGGGGGAAAAAACAAUUUCAUUAAUUUUAGAAAAAGGCUGUAAAAUGUCAAGGGGUCUGAAUACUUUCCGAAUGCACUGUAUUAUGGAUUAAAUAAUUAUUUAAAAUUCAGACAUGGAUUGUGUACGUGUGCCAUUGAAGGUGAAUGGGCAAGACAAAAUAUUUAAGUGCCUUUGAACGGGGUAUGGUAGUAGGUGCCAGGCGCAACAGUUUAUGUCAAGAACUGCAGCGCUGCUGGGUUUUUCACACUCGUGUUUAUCAAGAAUGGUCCACCACCCAAAGGACAUCCAGCCAACUUGACACAACUGUGGGAAGCAUUGUAGUCAACAUGGGCCCGUAUCCCUGUGGAACGCUUUCGACACCUUGUAGAGUCCAUGCCCCGACAAAUUGAGGCUGUUCUGAGGGCAAAAGCGGGAUUCAUCUCAAUAUUAGGAAGGUGUUCUUAAUGUUUUGUACACUCUGUGUAUAUGGCUGACUGUCUGAUUUUAAUGUGUUUUGUGUAGAUUCAGCGGUGUCAUACAAGCAAUUGAAGACCUUGUUUCCCAGCAGCAGUAUUCAACUGUUUGAUGUCCGCAAUCCGGAUGAGUUUGAGGCUGGACAUAUUCCUGGCUCCACCAAUGUCCCACGUGAGUAACACACACAGACACACAGCGCACACACUUAUUUUGAUAUGUUGUUUGAAACAUUCCCAGAGCAGCACCGUGCACACAUUUUCUCUGUCAUGUUUUGUGUUUGUUUGAUAUGUAUUUUCUUUUGUUAUGAUUCAUGUUGUCAUGUCCUUUUUAAACUGCUGUAAACCAAUUUUCCCAUUGUGGGGCAAUAAAGUGAAAUACAAAUACCACUACUAACAGUUGGGGAACUCCAGGAGGCGCUGAGGCUGAGCCCGGACCAGUUCAAACAGAGGUUUGGAGUACAAGCCCCUCAUAAGGAGGAUAGCAGCAUUGUGGUCUACUGCCAGAGGGGUAGACGGAGUGCUACUGCCCUUGACAUAAUGUGGGCUCUGGGUUUCAGCAGGUGAAGACCAUUUACAAUCACCCUUUUAAGCUGCUAGCAUCCUAACCUGAGCGACGUACCCACACAGAUCAGUUGAUACUACACAUCUGUGCUCCUCUCCUUCUCUUCCUUCUCUCCUAGAGCUCGUCACUAUGCUGGAGGAUACAGUGACUGGGUCCAGAAUGAAGAGCAGUGAGGUGUUUCAAGCGCUGCAGGGCCAUUCUGUGUGUUUGAAUUCUGCUUAUUGGAACAAAAUAUAUUUAGGAAGCAUAGCCAUUAAAUCCUUACUUCAGAGUAGGGGAAAUGCUACACUGGAAAUGACAACUCAAUGAUGGUCUUAUUUCAUAGUAAUUGAUUGACGAAAUGGUUGCGUAAAUUGUCCCAAACCAAAUAAAGGUCAGGUGUGUGAAUGUUA